Messenger RNA from Coccidioides immitis RS, 1632 nucleotides. RefSeq lists its product as uncharacterized. The record is from RefSeq and is a predicted model, not a curated record. The transcript is spliced from 2 exons. The coding region runs from base 119 to 1237 and encodes 372 amino acids. Lineage: Eukaryota; Fungi; Ascomycota; Eurotiomycetes; Onygenales; Onygenaceae.
GACUUGUCUGGUCCCUCGUUCCUCUCGUUUCCAUUCCUACUCUUAUUUAAUACUAAUUGCUGACUUUUCGCUCGUUCUAUAUCGACACAUAUAAUACUCUUAAUUGGGGCAGUAGGAAAUGAGGUCAUUGUUUGUCGUGCUGGUGCUCGCCAGCUCCACGCUCGGAGCGGCGAUCAACCACCGCGAUCAGAAUGAACUAGAUAUUGAGAAGCGUAGCGAGCUCUUGGGGAUGCGCUCGUACAAUCCGCCAGUGGAACCCGAUGACUACGACGAUGUCCCGAGCUUCCCUCCAAUGUAUCAUCCGGUGGAAACCAGUCUCGACGAUAUUCCAACCACCGAUUGUGAGGAGAUUACGACCGAGCUGCCAUCCAUGCCCACAUCAGUUCCGGUGCCGAUCACAACUGAGUGCGAGGAGACCACUACUGAACAGCCAUCUGCUCCCGCGCCUACGACCGAGUGUGAGGAAACGACUACUGAGCAGCCAUCUAUUCCUGCCCCUACAACCGAGUGUGAGGAGACCACUACUGAGCAGCCAUCUAUUCCUGCCCCUACAACCGAGUGCGAGGAGACCACUACUGAGCAGCCAACCACUCAUGUUCCAACCACUCCUGUUCCAACUACUCCCGUUCCAACUACUCCCGUUCCAACUACUCCUGUUCCAACUACUCCCGUUCCAACCAUGAAUACCACUCAAGUGCCUAUCCCAACCACAACAGAGCGCGAGGAGCCGACUACCCUCCCUGGCACGACUAAGACUUUAACCGUAACCACAACUUUUAGCACUACGACUUGCCCAAUUAUCACUGAAACCAUGACAAGUGGUUCUAUCACGAUAACCCAGACUCGAACAUUGACGCAAACAGUUACCAGUACCAUAGUUGCCACAACUCUUAGCGUGAUUCCACCAGAACCAACGAGCCCUCCAGUGCAUUCGACUCCUGGUACCCAGCCGCCAAAGCCGCCAAAACCCCCGCACACACCUGUGCCACAGCCUCCCCAGAGCUCUCCAGCCCAUUCGGUCCCAGAAGUCCCUCCUACCACGCCUGAACCCGAGACGCCCCCGGCUACUGCUCAACCGCCUGCGCCCACUCGUACGCUCACUACUGUACCGCAACCACCGCCCAAGCAAAGCACCCCGACUGCACCUCAAGAACCUGAGUUCACUGGCGCUGCUACCCGUCUUCAAGGUGGAUUGACUGCUAUCUUGGCUGUGGCCGCCAUUAUGGUGGUAGCAUAAGCCGAGCGAUGUUUAACGGCGAUUCUCCUCCGAUAAUGUUGCAUUUUGCCAGGAUAAUUUAAUGCCUAUUAUUUUGUGAAUGGCUCUUUGUAUAGAGAGAGAGUCAAUGAAUGAAUCAACCUUUCUACAUAAGUCCCUCUUGCUUGUACUUACUCUCCUUCACACCAAUUUUUCCUCGAAUCUUGUCAUAUGACUCGGAUUUCUCAGAUAAUACGAGUAUUUCAGGAUGUUACUUUUGCCCCUGCGUAGUCUUAACUGCAAGCGGAACCCGGGAGCGUGGACUGCUGUUGCUGUUGCUUCAUCCUUGUUUGGAAUUAAUGUUACUCGUUUGAUCGAGCCAGUGAUACUUGUGCUAAUAGCGGCCAAUUAAUAUACCUUGUGCCAUGGUGCUUCGG